Messenger RNA from Ostreobium quekettii, 539 nucleotides. The record is from the annotation of a GenBank genome assembly. NCBI's taxonomy places the organism in Eukaryota, Viridiplantae, Chlorophyta, Ulvophyceae, Bryopsidales, Ostreobiaceae.
GUUCUUCUUUCAUCUGGGACCUUCUGGCUGCUUUCCCCUACGCCACGCUCAUCCUGUCUGCUGGGGGAAAGGACAGCUUUGAGACGUGGUGGCAGCUCCCCAAGCUUCUCCACGUUCGGGUCCUCUACCGCUAUUACAUUAAGCAACUGGCGGAUGUGCGGGCGGACACCCUUACAGGAGGCCUACGCCGUCUGUUUCCCUUCAUUAUUGCCAUAUCGCAUGUCAUGGCGUGCAUAUGGUGGUUCCUCGGCCGACUAAAGGAGCAGCGUUGGAGCGAAGGAAGUGGGGAUGAAGACCCCAGUUGGAUUUCCCACUAUGAGGGUCUGGGAACUGACAACAUAGCUUCGAAAGGCAGUCUCGCUGAGCAGUACCUGUUGAGUUUUUACUACAUCACAGUGACGCUUUCUGCCAAUGGCUUGGUGGGACGCAUGCUGCCGCAAAAUAUCUGGGAGAUAUUUUUUGUGUGCGUGCUCAUGGUCAUCACCUUGACGCUGUAUGCGUUCGUGCUGGGGGAGAUCUCCAAUUUGGUCAUGAAGCAG